UACAAAGUGCUGAUACUUAUUUUUGUGAGAAAAAUAAAAAUGGUGACUGUUCUACGAAAAGCAACAAAUUUCGUCAUCAGAAGGUCAAGUUGUGAAUUUUUUACAAAGUCAUUAAAGGAUAGAUUAUUGUGUAAAGCAUCAGUGACCAGAUUAUACGCCUCUACAAAACCAUCUACAGUAAACCUCAACAGUGAAACAGCAGAAGAACUCAAACUAAGUGAUAGUUGUGUGAAGAGAUUAAAAGAAAUAACAGAUGGCGUGAACCACCUUAGAGUCCUAGUUGAAGGAGGAGGGUGUUCUGGGUUUCAGUAUAAAUUUGAGCUGGAUUCAAAUGUUGCUGAAGAUGACAGGGUUUUUGAGAAAGAUGGAGCCAAAGUUGUUAUUGACAAAGACUCUCUGGAAUUGGUGAAAGGCUCAACAGUUGACUUCUAUCAGGAGAUGAUUCGGUCGGCCUUUAGAAUUAUAGAUAACCCUAAAGCAGACCAUGGUUGUUCUUGUGGAGCAUCUUUCUCUUUAAAACUUUAGGAAGUGACUUGAAAAAGAGUAAUCUUCUCACAUCAUUGAAUCACAGGUGGAGACAGAGUGGAAAACUUAAGUUGAAGUUUUUUACAUGUCAUACUUUGUGUCCAUAAAAAUAUCAUUUGUCAUGUGACACCCCCUUCAGGUGGCUAAAAGAGUUCAAACAACUCAGCACAGUAUAAUCACAACCAUAGGACCAUGUUUGUGUGUCUCCAUCAUGUCAGGAUUAGUUCUAGUCUUUCAAUUGGUGUCAUGAUCAGGUGUUUUACAGGCCAGUGAUACAGAAUGUGAGGCUGCCUUGCCUUUGUUAUGGGUUAAAUUAAUUCACUCAGUUUCCACAUCUCUGUCAAAUGAUGGAAUGUAAAUAUACAUGUACAUAGUUGUCUGUUGGGAUGUCUGAAGUAAAUGGAGUAACUUGUACAUAGUUGACUGUAGUGUUGUGAAACCAAAAUGAAUUCUGUGAUAAAGCAGACUUUUAAAACUUGUAACAUUAUCUUUAGAAUUCCAUCAUUGCAAAGAGGGAAAAAAAACAAUCAGAAAAAAUACUGCAUGUCUGUUAAAUAUUUUCAUCUUUUUCACUACCUUUGAUAUUGAUUAGUAAAUUUUAAAUAUAUGAAAUUUAUACUAUAUUUUAAAGAUGAAUGAACACAGUGAGCGUUCAGUUUAUAAACCAUGUCUUCAUAUAAUCUAGAAUGACAUACUUUAGUAUUGUUCAGAAUUUUGUACAUGCUGAUGCUAAAUUGAGAAAAAGGGUACUUUUUUAAUAAGCUUUUGUUCAAAUUGAUUUCACUUUCUCUUUUCACGUGUUUUUAUGGAAUUUUGUUGUUAAUUUUCCACCCACUUAGAGCAAUUGCUUUCAAACAUGACACAAAAAAAGAAAUCAUUA
Messenger RNA from Physella acuta, 1405 nucleotides. Its product is annotated as iron-sulfur cluster assembly 2 homolog, mitochondrial-like. Gene Ontology annotation, molecular function: 2 iron, 2 sulfur cluster binding; iron ion binding; 4 iron, 4 sulfur cluster binding. NCBI's taxonomy places the organism in Eukaryota, Metazoa, Mollusca, Gastropoda, Physidae. The record is from RefSeq and is a predicted model, not a curated record. Gene Ontology annotation, cellular component: mitochondrion. Gene Ontology annotation, biological process: iron-sulfur cluster assembly.